Molecule: messenger RNA, 8173 nt
Organism: Eleginops maclovinus (Patagonian blennie)
Lineage: Eukaryota; Metazoa; Chordata; Actinopteri; Perciformes; Eleginopidae
Product: adhesion G protein-coupled receptor A3
Exons: 19
Coding region: 409-4554 (1381 amino acids)
Biological process (GO): cell surface receptor signaling pathway; G protein-coupled receptor signaling pathway
Cellular component (GO): postsynaptic density; glutamatergic synapse; plasma membrane
Molecular function (GO): G protein-coupled receptor activity; protein binding
Source: RefSeq, a predicted model, not a curated record
AAGAAGUGAAUGAUAAGAGUGAAUGGCAACGCGGAAUGCAUGAGCUCCAACAGGAGGCGGAUUGUUACUGGAGGAUUACUUUCUACCUACACAUCCCAUCAUUUAUCUCCCUCGUGGAGAGGAUGUGUCGCACUAAAGUUGAUCUGGACUUUAAAAGCGCGCGGUUGGAAGUUUUCCAGCAUGACACAGCACAGAGAGAAAGCGUUACGAGACAGAAUGUCAGAGAUUCAGCGUUUCACACCCCGGAUUAUUUACUUCCCAUUCCGGUUUGAUCGUAAAAGUGGGGACGCAGCAGGUGAUCGCUGAGAUUUUGGACCUCGAUCAAAGGCGGAUUAAUGUGAAAUGGUACCGAUUUGUCACAGGAGCUGGAAGGAUAUAACCUGAAGGAAAAACUAAUCUGAGUCCACCAUGAGAGCGCUGGUUCUGCUGUGCGUAAUAGCCGGGCUGUUGGGGUCUAGCCUGAGCAACAGGAACUGUCCGGACCUGAUCGUGGACAGCUGUCACUGCUCCGCGGAGAGGUCCAAGCAGCUGAGCCGGCAGCACGUCCGAGUCAGAGUGGUGUGUGAUGAUGUGGAACUGAUGGACACCCUGCAGCCCAGUUUCCUGCCCAACAGAACCGUGUCCCUAAACCUGAGCAACAACAAGAUCUCCCUGCUGAGGAACGGCUCCUUCUAUGGCUUGGCUGUUCUUGAAAAACUGGACCUGAAGAAUAAUUUGAUAAGUACGGUGGAGCCCGGGGCCUUUCGAGGUCUGCAUGCUCUGAGGAGACUGGAUCUGUCCAACAACAGGAUCGGCUGUGUCUUGCCUGAAAUGUUUCUCGACUUGGGCAGCGUUUCAAAAUUGAAUCUAUCAGGGAACAUCUUCUCCACACUGACUGUGGGAAUCUUCACACACCUUGUGGCUCUCAAAGUGCUGCACUUCAGCACAGAGACUUUGUUCUGUGACUGUCAGCUGAAGUGGCUGCUUCUCUGGGCUCGAGGCAACUCGCUGAGGAUCGGCAACGACACGGUGUGUGUGUUCCCCACUCACCUCCACGGACUGGAGUUUCACAACCUUCGUGAACACCAGCUCAGAUGUGAUGGACCUCUGGAGAUGCCCCUCUUCCAGCUUAUCCCUUCCCAGAGACAGGUGGUUUUCCGUGGAGAUCGACUUCCCCUGCAGUGCACGGCAUCCUACCUGGACCCUUCGGUGGAGCUGCGAUGGCGUCACAACCGCCGCAUGGUGACCACACAUGAGGACCGGGGCGUCUACGUGGAGGACACACUGAUUCACGAUUGCUGCCUGAUCACAAGUGAGGUCAUCCUCUCCAACAUCGAGCUGGGCCUCGGUGGCAUCUGGGAGUGCCUGGUUACCAGUUCCCGUGGCAACACCUCUCUGCAAAUGGAGAUAGUUGUUCUGGAGACGUCAGCACCGUACUGCCCCACAGACAGAGUCACCAACAACAAGGGGGAUUUCAGGUGGCCAAAGACUUUAGCUGGCAUCCUUACCUUCUUGCCCUGCGCUCCUGCCACCUUUGGCUCGGCCCCCCACCCCUCUGGCAGCAUAGCUCACCCCUCCAGUCAGAAGGGGAAGAAGGCGUGGCGGAGCUGCGACCGGAAUGGACGCUGGGGUGAAGAGGACUACACCCAGUGCCCGUAUGCCAGCGAACUGACCCGCGUGCUGCAUGAACUCACACAGAUAACUGUCAAUACCACCAACGCUCAGCCCUUAGGCCAGCAGUUAGUGGCCUUCACCAGCAGAGCGGCUCACUUCACUGAUGUCAUGGACGUCAUCUUUGUCACACACCUUGUCGAGAGGCUGACGAGGCUGGUGGGGAAACGUAAAGAUCUGGGGGACUAUAUAUCAGACAUUGCCAGCAACAUGAUGCUGGUGGAGGAGCAUGUCCUGUGGAUGGCCCAGAAUGAGGCCAGGGCGUGCACUCGCAUCGUCCAGUGCGUGGAGCGGAUCGCCGACCUGUCACUGACCGGAGACAAUCAGGUCAUUUCAAAGGUGUCAGCUAACAUAGCUCUGGAGGCCUUUCUGAUCCGGCCGUCCAACUUCCUCGGUCUGUCCUGUAUGGCACUUCAGCGGCCCCCCUCAUCCGCCACCUCGCCCCUCCCUGACGGCCACUCAAACUUCGACAAGGAAAAGAUCAAAGACGGGGACGCCGAGGGGGAAUCGUUGCUCAACUUCAAAUGCCACACCGUCAACAACAGCGGUUCACCGGCCAGUCAGCUCAGCAAGAACUCAGUGGCAGUCGCCUCAAUCCAUUUACCGCUGGCUGGUACGCCUAUCUCCUCCUCUGCGUUGCAAUCUGUUGAUAACUCCACUUGCAAGCUGCAGUUUAUUGUGUUUCGCAAUGGGAAACUCUUCCCUUGCACGGGCAAUUCGUCCAAUCUCGCAGACGAUGGGAAGCGUAGGAGCGUUUCGACACCAGUUGCUUUCACCAAAUUAGAUGGGUGCAGCCUGGGGAGCGCCGUGCACACCGUUACUAUUGCUCUCAGGCACUUCGCACUGGGUGUAGACCCCACCGCAGCCUAUUGGGAUUUUGACCUGCUGGAUGGACACGGUGGCUGGAGGGCAGAGGGCUGCCACAUAACAGGCUCCGGGGGCAACACGACCACCAUUCAUUGCACCCAUCAUAAUAACUUUGCUGUGCUAAUGGAUCUGAAGAAGGUGCUGUCUUUCCCCCCGUACCCUGGGGAGUUUCUGCACCCGGUCGUGUAUGCCUGCACGGCGGUCAUGUUGCUCUGCCUUUUCGCCUCCAUCAUCACCUACAUAGUGCACCACAGCGCAAUCCGCAUCAGUCGGAAGGGAUGGCACAUGCUUCUCAACUUCUGUUUCCACACGGCGCUGACCUUUGCUGUGUUUGCCGGCGGCAUCAAUCGAAUCAAAUACCCCAUCAUCUGUCAAGCAGUCGGGGUCGUGCUGCACUACUCGUCUCUGUCGACCAUGCUGUGGCUCGGGGUGACGGCGAGGAACAUUUACAAGCAGGUGACCAAGAAACCUCAGCAGAGCCAGGAUGGUGACCCACCUCCGCCCCCUAAACAACCCCUGUUGAGAUUUUAUUUAGUCAGCGGUGGAGUGCCCCUCAUCAUCUGCGGGGUCACGGCAGCCGUCAAUAUAGACAACUAUGGCAGCGGGGAGCAGGCGCCGUACUGCUGGAUGGCGUGGGAGCCCAGCCUGGGAGCCUUCUUUGGCCCCGUGACCUUCAUCAUCCUGGUGACAUGCAUCUACUUCCUGUGCACCUUCAUCCAGCUGCGGCGACAUCCCGAGAAGAAGUACGAGCUGAAACAGCUGACGGAAGAGCAGCAGAGGCUGGCCGCUGUCGACGUGCCCACCCACUGCCACCAAGGAGCCGAGCCUGGGGCCCUGGUAGCCCCGUCGGGUGGGGGCCACUGCCCCGCUGGCUGUCCGGGCGUUCCCAUUAACCCCGCGCUGCUGGCCAAUGAGCACUCGUUCAAGGCUCAGCUACGAACGGCGGCCUUUACCCUGUUCCUGUUCCUGGCCACCUGGACGUUCGGGGCACUGGCCGUGUCGCAGGGCCACUUCCUGGACAUGAUCUUCAGCUGCCUCUACGGUGCCUUCUCCGUCACCCUCGGCCUCUUCAUCCUCAUCCAUCACUGUGCCAAGCGUGACGAUGUUUGGCAUUGCUGGUGUUCGUGUUGUCCCGGACGAAAUGCCGAUGGCCAAGUUGCCCCUCAGGCACGACCUAAAGUCAACGUGAAUGGAGACACCCCCGGGCAUGGCCACGGUCACAGCCACUGCCACCAUGACUCGCCGUGUCACGGUAAAGCAGUGAUAACCUGCAGUCAUGGCGGUUUAGCUCACUGUAAACACGCCUCCCUCCCGUCCUUGCAGAACCACGUGACAUGUCUGGCGCCGGUGACUCCGUGCUGCGCUGCACUGCACAGCCAGCAGUUGAUGGAGGAGGAGCCCGCGGCGACGCACGUGCUUCUACACGCCGACCCGGAGGGGUACCGGCCGGGGAUCCAGCUGCACCCCUGCCUAAAGAGCAGUACCAGGACUAAAAGCCGUCACUUUGGCCGCCGCACCGGGGCCAGUGCUUGUGGGGCAGCGGGGGAAAAGGAGUACGCCUAUCACAUCCCCUCCAGCGUGGACGGAGGCAGCGUGCACAGCUCACACACUGACAGCCCCCACAGCACACACGAGCGCCACGCCCACAUCUGUCCACACCUUGCCCACGAAGGCCACCACGAUGGGCAUCAGACGUGCCACUGUGCUGCCACCACCGCGCACGAGGCCCUGGUGUGCCAUAAUCCCUGCCACAGGCAUAUCUGCUGCGCAAAGGCAGAACUUUUCCCCUCCCUGUGCCCAGCAGAGGCGGGCGACACAGGCAUCUUCCUGUGCGGCUGCGGCAAAGUGGCCGAGCCGGACCCGAUGGCGACACAUCACCAUCUGGAGAUGCACGCCCCACGCAGACAAUCGUUCCCUCAGAACCCACCUAAUCAGAAUGGGAUUCUAAAGGGGGGCCUGCAAGAAGGACUCCUGUACAGCUCGGACAGCACGGGGAAUAUACGCACGGGGCCCUGGAAGAAUGAAACUACUGUGUAGUGUGGGAGAUGGGCGACUCCAUGCCCAGUCCCGCCAAAAUAAACCCUUUCUAGAAUAAAAAAAAAAGGAAUUUAACAUUUUAAACAUCACAAUCAGCGUGGGAUAUUUUUAUUUUAAUGUCCUCAUGUUUCUAUGUGCUGUUUUACUGUACAGAAAUCAUGUAAAUGCUCAUUGACGGGCGUCCAUACACAGAACAGAUUCUCCUCCAUAACACCAUCAGAUGUAAUUGAAGGUUGUUCAAUAUCACUGCAGAUCUCUCUAUCUCUAUAAAUAUAUAUAUAGAUAUAUACAAGAAAAUGAAUGGUUGUAUGAAUAUGUGUGUUAGUGCUCAAUGGCAACACGCUGCAAGAUUUUCUUCUACACUUCCAAUCUGAGUCCAUCGAAUACUUUACGAUGACAGUCCUCCAGUACUUUAAAGAACUCUCUGCAUCCAUGUUUUAGACGACAACUAAACCAGCAAUUUUAGAGUUCAUUGGUAUUUUUGACAUCCAGUCAAGCUACUGUGAACAUGUAGAGAUUUUCUAAAUAACAUACAAAGAUACUGUUGCUUGUAAGGGACGUGUGGAUGCUAGUUUAAGUUGUAAAACAACAGAAAAACUGAAGUGAAGAAUCAUUUUUAAGGCCUGUAUUGAUGUCAGUAUGAUGUCUUCACUGUUGUGUUUCUUUUUUCUCUAGAGAAGUAAAUAAUGGCGGUAUCAAAAGGAACAGCGUGGGCCAUCGUGAAUAGAGAGUUCGUUUCAUUGGAUCCAGUGCCAUUUUUUCUUAACACUGUGCCACAUAAAGAAAGGUCAUUACAGACGGUUCAUUGCCAAACUAGUGUGCAGGUUUUUUGUAUCCUCUUUAGCUCAGUUGACAUAUGCAAUCUGACAUUAUAAAUUCAAAAAUAUGGUUCAUUUUUAACAAAAAACUGUGUGAAUAUGAUCAUAGAAGAACCAACAAGCUGCUUUGGGAAACUCCACUGCGACCAAUGUCUAUUAUUUUAUAAAUAUCAUGGAAACAUUUAUGCCAAUCUCACCCACUAUUAGCGAAAGCCACAGAAUAACACAUGGAAAAAUCAGAGCAAAUUUAGUCCAUUUAUAUUUUAUUUAUUUGUCAUUUCUCUCCUAAAAAUCACACAGCAUGCAUGGCUUGUUUUACGGGCCAAGUCUUGGAUUUUAAUAGUGCAAAUGAAUGCACAUCCAUGAAAUUAUUAUUUUCCUUGCAGCUUGCCAAAUAUUAUUUUUGACAUAUUUGGGAUUAAGCCUAGUCCCCCAAAAAACACUGUAAUAUUUGUACACUAGAGAUCUCUAUUGAACAAAAUAUGGCUGGGUUGCACCUACAGGAACACACUAUCGAAUUACUUAUGGUCGGUUUUAAAUGUGUAAAUCCAGAUUUUAAAGUGGGCAAAUCUGUGCUGCUUAAUUAAGAUCUAAUUUCCUUUGAGUAAUUCUAAUUUUAUUGAUCAAAUCUAGAAAAACUAACCGUAGUAAUUGCGUAGAUGCUAACCUACCCACAUUUAGAUAAAUACAUUAAUGUGCGUGCUGUCAGGACCUAGAAAUUAGGCUAUAAAAGGUAUGUGUGUUAUGGGGGGUAAUGACUUUGUUUGCCAGCUAGCUAGCUAAACAUCUCAAAAGUAAAGCAGCAUUCACAUGAUACGCGAGUUGCUCUUUGCUCAAUUCAAGGUUAAGCACAGAUUUCUGCGGUAAAGACGGCUAGUUAAGAUGUGUUUCUAUUGUCACCUCCCUUGCUGGCACAGAUAUUAUAUCUAUUGGUUGCAGCCAGAGCUUCUACAGUGUGUAAAAAUGUUUUUGUCUGACUUCUCUGUGCGUCAGAAGUGUAUGUCAUACCCUAAAAAAGCUUGCUGACUCACCAGACGGCUGGUACGGUGACAAAAAAAACACAUUUACAAGACUUUAUUUAUUUUACCAGCUAGUUAGCUAGCUAAAAUGUUAGUCCGUUAGCCUUGUUUACGAGAUUAGCCGUCUUGCUAACCUCAUAAUUAACAAGUUACAAGCAAUUAUCUUGUAUCAUGUGAAUGCAGCUUUGGACUAUGGUUCAUGAUGACUCCGCGUAGAAGCUCUAAUUUCUCUUCCAACAUAUAACUCUAUUUGGGUUCCCAGACAAAAUGUACUAUUUUGUCGAAUAUGUCUCAAAAAGACAGUCAUUUCAAAAGGUAUACCUUCCAAGUUUAAAGCUAAUACUGGGGCACAUUGAUGUUGUUGAUAGAAUUCAAUUUCAUUUAGGUUCGAAUAGGCUAAGUCGAAGACAAUUUACCGUGUAUCAUCCGGUGUCAACACUGUCACUUGAAUAAAAGCACUAGCGGCCGAAAUAAAACUUUAAAAUAUAUCUUUCUAAAUUAUUUGCUUGUAAACUUUUUAUAAAUAAUAUUAUAUAAUUGUGUUUGAAAAUGAAUUCUUGUUGGUGCAACCCUGAAUAAGCAUAUGCUAUUGAGGCCAAGUUGAAGUAUGGAAUGUUUUUGUUUUUGUACCAUGAAGCUUACAUUCUCUUUGAAAAAGAGAGGCUCUUUAUUGAAUUUAAAGCACUUGUAUUCUUUUUGAAUGAUGAUGUUAAGUAUGAUGCUCCAGACAAAAGCCCACAUACAUAUUGUCAGGUAAACUAAAUCUAUAAAAAAAAAUGUCAUCCAAGCAGCGCAUAUAAUCUCACAGCAAACUCGUGAAAAACACUUGGCAUGCACACCAUCUCUUCAUCUCGUGCACUCUCGUCUGUGUAUAUUGAAUCAGUUUCUGAUUAAUUAUUUUAUAUGAGAUUUAAGAUAUUUAAGAAUAAAAUAAGUCUAUAUGUAAUAGAAGUUGUAUGGGGAAAAGAAGUUACCUCUCAAUGUUACUGCUCAGUAUCUGAGUUUGGAAAUGUCCUUUUUGUUUUCUAAUGCCUUUUUUUCAGUUUAUCUCAUAAAGUAUGCAGACUCGCCAUGUUGUUGUGAGUUUAUCCUGUCAUAUCAGAAAUAGAAAAAUGCACUACCCAUGAUAACAUUUGGCCGGCUAGAGUAGAAUUUGUCACUUGCGGUGUGUUUAUUAUAGAAACGUUUCCUCAGAGAGAAAUAUUUGAACUCGAGAAAAGUGACAAUUAGUAUUAAUGUGAUACUCCCUUUACUUGGAUGGCAGGAAUAUUGAAAGGAGGCCAUAGUAGACAUCGAAUACGAAGAAUGAACCUCAUAGCUUUGCACAGGACCACAAUUUAUUUCCAAGGUCUGUGGUAAAACAUAUGAAUCUCAGUAGUUAUAAAACCGUAUUUGAUCUCACAAAUAUGGGCUUCAUUGAGCCUCCAUACACUGGCAGUUACUGAAAAAGGGAUCUGUAACAGUAUCACAACACAACUUUUCAAAUCUCCUGCUAAACAAGGGAACAUUAGGCUAGGUUAAUUGCUGAGCUUGUGUAUUUGCUGGUGGUGUGUCUUUAGGAGCAGCCGAGCUUCUUACAGUCUGUAAGACGAUGUGUUUGGUGUCCGACUUCUCUGUGCGUCAGUAGCAGAUGUACUGCCCUAAGCCCAAGCUUGCUGACUCACCGGACGGCUGCUGGAAUAUUCACCUGUGGUACUGUGACAAAAAAAACAACCUAAAGCCAGUUUUCACUUUUUUCUACAUUGACACAGAUUCCAAUAAAUGUAUUUUUUCACCAUGCAA